ACGGAAGUCGAAAUUCUACAAGGUUGUGUUGUGAUGUAUUUUUGUUAGAGCUUCUAACUUUAAAACCUAUAUUUAUGAAUUAACAAGAGUUAAAAAGUAGGCAUACAUCAACUAAUAUACAAUCUGUAAUGGAGAAACUUAAAAUCACUCGGUUUUUGCCAUCUAUCAAACAAAUGAAGGACAUGGUCUUAAAUGAAGUAACAUACUUAGAAAAACACAACAACGGUCGUUUCACUGUCUCCUCACGACUCAUUCCUGUAAGAGGCACCUGGAUUAAUUAUUGGCGGUCAGCUCCAUAUCUGUAUAAAUGGUCAAGGGAAGAAGAGGCUAUCCUGCCUGAGCAUUACAAGAAGAGGUGUAAGGAGUUCAUGACCACAGACCCAUUACCACUACAUUGGAGGCCUUCCAAAAAUAGAUAUAGAGUUGAUCCAGAUUCUGGAGAGAGGAUCCGUGUUGUUAAUGCCCCAAUACCAGUAGUCUUUCCAAAACAGUGUAACAAAGGAUUGUGGGGUGGGGAGGGUAUCAUCUUUGGCUACUACAAGAAAACUGAUCCCAAGAGAAAAGGCAAACUUCCAACUUUGCCAAGAAUAUGGAGACCCUUGUUACAGACCAAGGUGUUAUACAGUGAAAUUUUGGACAGGUGGAUGAGAAUAACCUUAACACAUCGUGCGCUUUACUUGAUAGAUCAGUCCUACGGUCUAGAUUCCUACAUCUUGAAGACUAGUGAAGUGGAACUGUGCUCUCAACUUGCCAUGACGCUCAAGAGAGAAAUGCUGACAGCACUGGCUACCAAAUCCUUGUACCCUGAUGACCCAAUCAAAAGAGAAAAAAUCUACCUCAAGUACAAAGAGUUUGUUAUCCCUGAAGAAGAAGCAGAGUUUAUUGGGCUGACUGUGACUGAGGCUGUUGAAAAGGCCAAGAAAAUUCAAGCUGAGCAAACCGUUGUCCAACCACUGAAAGACUUGUACAUUUCUCAGUUAGUUAAGAAACUUAUAGGAGACAAUGGGUCAUCAAAUCCUGAUGUGCACAAUGUUAACUUGUCUCCUAAGAACAAUAAUGAGACCAGAGUUUAAAUGAUUUUGUAAUUUAAUAAAUUAGUCUUUUUCA
Molecule: messenger RNA, 1107 nt
Organism: Physella acuta
Lineage: Eukaryota; Metazoa; Mollusca; Gastropoda; Physidae
Product: large ribosomal subunit protein bL28m
Cellular component (GO): mitochondrial large ribosomal subunit
Molecular function (GO): structural constituent of ribosome
Source: RefSeq, a predicted model, not a curated record